Lasiodiplodia theobromae is the source of this 885-nucleotide messenger RNA. Its product is annotated as Carbon-nitrogen hydrolase. The coding region runs from base 1 to 885 and encodes 294 amino acids. The record is from RefSeq and is a predicted model, not a curated record. Lineage: Eukaryota; Fungi; Ascomycota; Dothideomycetes; Botryosphaeriales; Botryosphaeriaceae. The transcript has 5 exons. Gene Ontology annotation, molecular function: hydrolase activity, acting on carbon-nitrogen (but not peptide) bonds, in linear amides.
AUGGCCCAGACAAUCAAGGUCGCAGUGAUUCAGCUGCAUCCCAAGCCCCUCCAAAUCGAGCACAAUUUCAACAAAGCCGCAAGUUUUGUCAAGUCGGCUGCACUGCAGGGCGCUGAACUUGCUGUGCUACCUGAAUACCAUCUGACCAACUGGGUCCCAAAAGAUCCUGGCUUCCUUCCGCUCUGCGAGCAGUGGGAAACCUACCUCAAGAAGUAUCAGGCCCUCGCUAAAGAACAUCGGAUCUGCAUUGUCCCCGGCACUAUCGUCGAGAGACACCGUGACGCCGAGAAAGAAGAGGACAAGCUACUCAACGUUGCCUAUUUCAUCAAUCAGGAUGGUGAGAUCAUCGGCAAAUACGUGAAGAAAAACCUGUGGGGUCCGGAGCGCGAACACCUCACCUCAUCCGGCCGCGACAUCCACGAGGUCUUCGACACCCCAAUCGGCCGCGUUGGCAUGCUCGUCUGUUGGGAUCUGGCGUUCCCAGAAGCAUUCCGUGAACUGAUCUCCCAGGGUGCUAAGAUCAUUAUUAUUCCAUCAUUCUGGACAUUGGCCGACUGUUCACCCAAAGGCCUUGGCUACAACCCGUCCUCCGAAGCCCUCUUCCUCGAUAGUAUGCUGACUGCACGCGCUUUCGAGAACACUUGCGCCAUCAUCUUUUCCAACGCUGGCGGUCCUGCUGGAAAGGGGUAUGCCGGGGUCUCGCAAGUUACGGUCCCCUACAUCGGUCCUGUGACUCGCCUGGGCAGCUGUGCCGAGGGCAUGAGCAUUGUCGACCUCGAUCUUACCAUCCUUGAGGAUGCGGAACAGAACUAUCAGGUUCGCGCGGACUUGGCUCGUCACGAUUGGCACUAUGAUUACCGGCACAGCGCAAAGGGGAAGCUUUGA